Molecule: messenger RNA, 3927 nt
Organism: Zingiber officinale
Lineage: Eukaryota; Viridiplantae; Streptophyta; Magnoliopsida; Zingiberales; Zingiberaceae
Product: probable ATP-dependent DNA helicase CHR12
Exons: 13
Coding region: 212-3514 (1100 amino acids)
Biological process (GO): positive regulation of transcription by RNA polymerase II
Cellular component (GO): nucleus
Molecular function (GO): ATP binding; histone binding; DNA binding
Source: RefSeq, a predicted model, not a curated record
AAAAAACAAAGGAGCGAGCGAGUUCAAUCGGUAAGAAACUCGGGACGAAGGAGAUCGAGGCGGAAAGCAAACCGAGCGCGAGAUCAUAAUAAAUUUUAAAGAUUUGCCGGAGGAGGAGAAAUAGCGCGCUGUGAUUCGUUGAGAUUUGUUUUUUGAAUUCGACGGCCGAAUCGGGAGCAGCGGUGAUUCGCGGAAGCCUCCCUCCGCCUCCAUGGCGGCUUCGGUUGAUAAACUGCAGCCUCCUUCGGGCUGCCGCGUCGAGGAGACCAAGACCCUCAUCGCGUCCCUCAAUCUCCUAUCCCGCAACCUCCCCCUGCCGCCCGACGUACUCCGAGCCGUAUCCUCAAUCUACCAUGCGGAUUCUUCUGUACCUCCGUCCAGGGAGGCCCAGUUGGAAAAGGAGAGUGCUCCGGCUCCGGAAGACGAGGUGGACAACGCGGACGGUGGCACUCCUUCAUCUGGCGAAGAGAUUCCUGCAGAUUCAACUAGUGGAACAUUGAUUUCAGAGCUAGAAGAUGCAUUAUUGAAGCAGCAACUAAGUCAUAUGUCUUCUUCAGCAUUGAGAGAAACACAAGAAAGUCGCUUUAAUAGUUUAAUUCAACAUCGCCUUACAGAACUUGAAGAGUUACCAGUGACCAUGGGGGAAGACCUACAAAUGAAGUGUUUGCUUGAGCUUUAUGGCUUAAAGUUAGUAGAAUUGCAGAGGAAAGUGCGUUCUGAUGUCUGUGCAGAAUACUGGUUGAAUGAGAAAUGUGCACACCCUGACAAACAAUUGUUUGAUUGGGGAAUGAUGAGAUUAAGAUAUCCUUUUAGCAUGUAUGGUAUUGGUGACAGUUUUCGAAUUGAAGCUGAUGAUCGUCACAGGAAGAAAAGAUACACAGAGAGGAUGUCGAGGUUGGAAGAGGAUGAAAAAAACCAGGCAGAUAUCAGGAAGAGGAAAUUUUUUGCUGAAAUUCUUAAUUCUGCCCGUGAAUUUCAGUUACAAGCACAAGCUAUUCUCAAAAGAAGAAAGCAACGAAAUGAUGGAAUUCAGGCAUGGCAUGCUAGGCAAAGGCAACGUGCCACACGUGCAGAGAAAUUGAGGUUCCAAGCACUGAAAGCUGAUGAUCAAGAAGCAUACAUGAAGAUGGUAGAAGAAAGCAAAAAUGAACGCUUGACGAUGCUUUUGUCGAAGACCAAUGAACUUCUUGUGUGUCUUGGAGCUGCAGUACAGCGGCAGAAGGAUGCAGAUGGCAAUGAAGCAGCCAAAGACUCAGAAUCUGAAAAGAAUUCUGUCUCUAAUUGUGAAACUCCAGGGGAGUUGUCUUUAGAUGAUGACAAUGAUUUUAUUGAUGCUGAUUCCGGUCAAUUUGAAAAAGCAAACGAUUUGCUCGAAGGACAGCGCCAAUAUAAUUCUGCUGUUCAUUCAAUACAGGAAAAGGUAACAGAACAACCAACACUACUUCAAGGAGGGGAGCUGAGACCUUAUCAGAUAGAAGGACUUCAAUGGAUGCUUUCGCUGUUUAACAAUAAUUUGAAUGGUAUUUUGGCUGAUGAAAUGGGUCUUGGAAAGACAAUCCAGACCAUUGCACUCAUUGCAUAUUUGAUGGAAAACAAGGGUGUCACUGGCCCACAUUUGAUUAUAGCUCCAAAGGCAGUAUUACCUAAUUGGAUUAAUGAAUUUUCAGCAUGGGUGCCCAGUGUCACAGCAGUACUGUAUGAUGGGCGGCUAGAUGAAAGGAAAGCAAUGAGGGAAGAAUAUUCUGGAGAAGGAAAAUUUAACGUGAUGAUCACACACUAUGAUCUGAUAAUGAGAGAUAAAGCUUUUCUAAAGAAAAUUCACUGGUACUACAUGAUAGUUGAUGAAGGACACCGCUUGAAAAACCACGAGUGUGCUCUUGCCAGGACGCUUGUGUCUGGAUAUCGUAUCCGCCGCAGACUCCUUUUGACUGGCACUCCAAUACAGAAUAGUUUACAGGAGUUGUGGGCAUUGCUUAACUUUCUUCUACCGAGUAUAUUCAAUUCAGUACAAAAUUUUGAGGAAUGGUUUAAUGCACCAUUUAUGGAUAAAUGUGAACUUUCCCUUACAGAUGAGGAAGAGUUGCUGAUCAUUCGCCGUUUGCAUCAGGUUAUAAGGCCAUUUUUACUAAGAAGGAAGAAAAAUGAGGUGGAAAAGUAUCUCCCAGGGAAAACACAAGUCAUUCUAAAAUGUGAUUUGUCUGCAUGGCAGAAAGCAUAUUAUCUGCAAGUCACUGAUCUUGGAAGGGUUGGACUUGAAUCUGGAAUCAAGUCAAAAUCUCUUCAGAACUUAUCAAUGCAAUUGAGGAAGUGCUGCAAUCAUCCAUACCUCUUUGUGGGGGACUAUAAUAUGUGGCAAAAAGAACAAAUUGUUAGAGCAUCAGGAAAAUUUGAGUUGCUUGAUCGAUUACUUCCGAAACUGCAGAGAGCUGGUCACCGAGUGUUGUUGUUUUCCCAGAUGACAAGGCUUAUUGAUAUUCUAGAGAUCUACUUGCAGUUAUAUGACUUCAAGUACCUCAGGCUUGAUGGCUCUACAAAAACUGAAGAACGAGGGAAAUUCCUCAAACAAUUCAAUGCUCCAGAUUCUCCAUAUUUCAUGUUUCUGUUGAGCACUAGAGCUGGUGGUCUUGGGCUGAACUUGCAAACUGCUGAUACUGUCAUAAUUUUUGACAGUGAUUGGAACCCUCAGAUGGACCAGCAAGCAGAAGAUCGAGCCCACCGUAUUGGACAAAAGAAGGAGGUACGAGUCUUUGUUUUGAUUAGUGUUGGAUCAAUUGAAGAGGAAAUAUUGGAACGUGCAAAGCAGAAGAUGGGCAUAGAUGCUAAGGUUAUCCAGGCAGGAUUAUUCAAUACAACCUCCACUGCACAAGACAGGCGACAGAUGCUGCAGGAGAUAAUGCAGAGAGGUACAAGUUCACUUGGGACAGAUGUGCCUAGUGAGAGAGAAAUAAACCGUCUUGCGGCUCGAACUGAGGAGGAGUUUUGGUUGUUUGAGAGGAUGGAUGAAGAGAGAAGGCGGAAGGAAAGAUACAGGUCAAGGCUGAUGGAGGAAAAUGAGGUGCCUGAUUGGGUAUUUCACAACACUAACAAUGACAAAGCCAAAUUGCAACUAGGUCAGGGUACACAAGGCAGCAGUGAAAUCAUUGGAAAGCGAUCUCGCAAGGAAGUGGUAUAUGUUGAUCUACUGAGUGAUGUUCAAUGGAUGAAGGCUGUAGAAGCUGGAGAAGAUGCAUCAAAAAUAUCUUCUAGAAGGAAGAGGAAAGAACACCCUUCUGAUGCAUGUGAGUCUGUAUCUAACAAUGUGGACCAAGAAAGUUUGUCUGAGCAAAAGAAUAUUGGCAGAUCUAUAUUUGACGAUGAUAUCAGUAAUGAUUCACCGAUCGUGUGCAAGUCUGAUCUAUUUCACAACAAAGAUGAAGGUGAAAGUGAUGCCAGCAGUUUUCCUGACAAUUUUACUUGGAGAACCCACAAGAGAAAACGGUCAAGCCAUGGCAUAUGUAGUGGGCCUAAGAUAUGAAAGCGUCAAACAUGAUCCGUAAUUUAGUUGCAAUUGUCUGGCAGCAGUCAAAAAAAUAUAUUAAUCAAAGCUAAGGAUGCACACAUGCAUGGUGUUUUUUCAGCCUGUCAAAUUGUUGCUUGCAGUUGCUGAAGAAGCAGUCAUGAGCAAAUCCUGCCAAAAUACAUGGUGCAAGAACACACAAGUUGUGUUUUCUUGCCUUCAUUGGUUUUUUUAGCUGGGUUCAGAAUGAUCUUCUCUACAUAUAUGCAAUUAUCAAGAUCGAACCUGAGAAAUGAACAAGCAUGUGAUCUUCAUUUGUCAAAUGGUGUCUAUUGUUUUUUAUCUAUUCAUAUGUGCCAAGCUUAUCAUGAGAGGUCUUGAUCAGUCAUUUUGUUUUGAUCAGACAACUUGCUUGCAAAGCAUUUUUUUUU